UAAAUAGUUUCACAAACACAUUGAGACAAAACAAUAGCUCUCCCACCUGAUCCCAUGGAUCUAGGAACUGACGGGAGUCAACCACCAGGAAGUUAGUCCCUGUGCUGCCCGAUUCAGAAAUUUGCCGAGGAAGUGGAAACUUUGCGAAACCAUGGACACAUUUAUUGUACUGUUUUACUGUUUGCCCGCUGAAGAAAGCGCCGUGAGUUUACAAAUCUAGCCUCUGCAGGUGAUAUCCUAGAAAAACAAAUUAUGUUUAUUUUCGGGGAAAAAAAGAAUAACAAAAAUCAUUGGGGGGGGGGGGUCUCAUAACUUUCAGUGAGUUCGCCGCAGCUUCGAGUUCCUCUUGGGAAUAAGUGAAAUCAGAUUGAAGUCCUGAUGCACAACGACAGCUAAGAGUUGGAUAGAAUUUCUGCGCUUUCUAUAUAUAUCUCAGUGAUUUCAUGCCAGCGGAGACUUUAAAUGCCACCUAACAGUUGGCGUCGACAUAUUCCUCUGCAGUUGGUGCUGGAGAUAACUUCAGACUAAAAAGCCCCAUUGAUAAUGGAGCUUUUCGAAACCAACCCUUAUUACUUUACAGACCAACGCUUUUUCGAUAGCGAAAAUGUGUUCCCCUCCCGCUUGCAGGGGUUUGAGCAGACCGUCUACCAGGAGCGGCUGGGGAGCGGGUUGUGUACCGACGCCAGGUCUCUGGAAGGCAGCUUGGACGAGCACGUGUACUCGGUGUCAGAGCUCCAACAGCAACAGCAGCAACACCAGCAGCAGCAGGCACAGCAGAGCUGCCCCGGCCAGUGCUUGCUGUGGGCGUGCAAGACCUGCAAAAGGAAAUCCGUCACCUUGGACAGGAGGAAGGCGGCUACCCUGAGGGAGAAGAGGAGGCUGAAGAAAGUCAACGAGGCUUUCGAGGCUCUGAAGCGCAGCACUUUGCUGAACCCCAACCAGAGACUGCCCAAAGUGGAGAUUCUCCGCAGCGCCAUCCAGUACAUCGAGAGGCUCCAAGCUCUUCUCAGUACCUUGAACCAACAGGACAAACUGCACUACAGUGGCAGCAACACACGUCAAGCGGUCGGAGUUCCCAGCGAGUGUGGAUCAAACAGCGCCUCCUGCAGUCCGGAGUGGAGCGGCUCCUCUGACCAUUGCAACACUUCGUUCAACAAUCCCAGAGAUCACUUACUAUCUGUGAAUAAGGCCCAGUCAUCUGGAAGUACCAGCUUGUGUUCUCUCACUUCUAUAGUGGACAGUAUCACACCAGAGGACUCACCCAGCUAUCUAGAGGACAACACCCCAAACUGAAUGAUAAUCUUUGGCUUUUCCAAUCUGUCUUUUUUAUAAUUGAAGCUUUUUUUAUUUUUAUACAGUUUUGAUGUGUGUUGUGCAUAAGGUUUGUUGAGUCAAAACGGUUGCUUUAUUAGAGAAAAUAAGUCAUUCCUAAUUCUUAAAGCUGUAUAAAAUGGCCAAUCAUUUUUUUAUGGAGCUUUAUGACCAAUGUGUGCUUUUGGAACCAGAGUCAAAAAUAACUGUUGUAAAUAUACAUUUCUCCUUUUUACCACUAAUUUCUUU
This is a messenger RNA of Chiloscyllium plagiosum (whitespotted bambooshark), 1560 nucleotides long. RefSeq names its product myogenin (gene myog). Gene Ontology annotation, molecular function: protein dimerization activity; RNA polymerase II cis-regulatory region sequence-specific DNA binding; DNA-binding transcription factor activity, RNA polymerase II-specific. Gene Ontology annotation, biological process: positive regulation of myoblast differentiation; muscle organ development; positive regulation of transcription by RNA polymerase II. The record is from RefSeq and is a predicted model, not a curated record. Lineage: Eukaryota; Metazoa; Chordata; Chondrichthyes; Orectolobiformes; Hemiscylliidae.